CAAUAUCAUUUACGAUACGAAUCGAGAUUCACGAUGAACCGCAGAGCAUUAGCCCGGAAGGCUGCAGGCGCCAAGGUGACCGCUCCUAGCAGCAGCACCAGUCCCGAGAACGUUGGCGUGGAGAAUGUGACGAAGAAACUGGAGGUGCAGCUGGCGGCGGGCGAUUUCUACGGCGCGUUGCAGAUGUACAAGACGCUGUUCAUGCGUCUGCUCAAGGGGGACGAGCCCAGCGCCGAGCAGCAGGACAAGGCGGUGGCGCUGGCGCAGGAGGCAGCGCUCAAGCUCAUCGAGCACGACCAGAACACGGCGGCCACCGAGAUGGCCAACCUCAUGGUCUCCGUCUUCUCGGACUUCCACCACCCAGUGGACGACGCGCACAAGCAGCGGAUCCGCCAGAUCGACGCCGUCUUCCAGCCCAAGCCGCAGUUCAGCGCAGAUCUGGCCGUGGUCCUCAAGAACGCGGUCAAGUGGUCGGCAGAAGAGGGCGCUCGCAAGCGCGGAGACCCCGAGCUGCAGCUGCUGCUGGCUCGUGCCUAUCGCACGGCUGGGGACUUUACGCACGCCCUGAAGCACUUUUUGCAUGCCGAGACCCCGCAAGAAUUGGCAGACGCGCUGUUCCAGUGGUCGACACAGGGUUAUCCCAGUGAAUCCGACUUGUACCUUGCUCGCGCUGUGCUGCAACUGCUGAGUCUGGAGAACCUGCGCGACGCUAACAAAGUCUACGAGGCAUACGUGGCCAAGUGUCAGAGCGUUGGACGUCCGGUGGACCUGCCGCUGUUCAAUUUUACGCGGUUCCUGCUGUUGACGCUGGAGCGUGAUGCGCUGCCCCUUUUCCAGAUGCUUCAGGAGCGUUAUGCGCCCGCACUUGCUCGUGACAAUAGUCUCAAGAGCGUACGUAGCUGUUGGGAAGGUAUUGAUUGAAGUAUCGCGAGUGCUAUGCUAAUAUUUUUUGCUCUUUAAUUAUUGCAGUAUUUAAGUGUCAUCGGCCAGAAGUUCUACGGAUUGCAGCCUCCUCGAUCGGGACUCAGCUCUCUGCUAGAAAUGUUUUCGGGCGGCAUGUAACAGCGCGCUAUACGUAGUAGAUCGGUCCCACAAGCAUCAGUCUCACGACAAUUAUCACAGUGAAUAAAGAGCGGUAGUUGGCUCGCAAAGGUUUUAUUCAAUGUGUAAUUGUCAGUAUCACUUCCUUGACGCCGUAGCUGGACGGUAGUAAUCGCCUCCAGGCGAGUUGGCGGUGGCAGGUCUGGCCAGAGCGCGCGCCUGCUUCUCGAUCUCCUCAAUCCGCAGUAACGUCGCCGACUUGAUCGGCAUGAUCUUGGGCUUGCACAGCACUUCCGUCAAGUUGCCACGCUCCGAGUACACGAGGCCAGCUUUGGGUAGAACUUCCUGGAUCUGGACGCGCUGCUCAAGGCAAUGUCAUCACUCAGCUACCGUCACAGCUACAAGCAGCAUUAAAGUGCGCUUACCUGCAUAGUAGAGUCUCAAUAGGAUUUAGUGAAAUGCGACUCUUCAAGCUCAACUCUAUCGAAACAGACAAAGCUAAA
Messenger RNA from Phytophthora nicotianae INRA-310, 1544 nucleotides. RefSeq lists its product as hypothetical. The coding region runs from base 34 to 921 and encodes 295 amino acids. Lineage: Eukaryota; Oomycota; Peronosporomycetes; Peronosporales; Peronosporaceae. The record is from RefSeq and is a predicted model, not a curated record. Gene Ontology annotation, cellular component: cytosol. Gene Ontology annotation, molecular function: protein binding. The transcript is spliced from 3 exons. Gene Ontology annotation, biological process: protein insertion into ER membrane.